Molecule: messenger RNA, 3100 nt
Organism: Megalops cyprinoides (Indo-Pacific tarpon)
Lineage: Eukaryota; Metazoa; Chordata; Actinopteri; Elopiformes; Megalopidae
Gene: mims1b
Product: family with sequence similarity 210 member Ab
Exons: 5
Coding region: 211-1089 (292 amino acids)
Cellular component (GO): mitochondrion
Source: RefSeq, a predicted model, not a curated record
CCUGCCAUACUGUAGUCUGAAUGACAGAGGGGACAUGCAUGGUUAUCGCACAACUUCACAUGAAAUGUUUCAUUGUCAUAGCAGACCCUGUUUGCCAUAUUUGAAUCUUCUACUCCUAUGGCUUUGAGCAAUUCCUUCAGCUGAGGUAACCUGCUGCUCUUUUAAAGCUGACACUGUGGGACUGCAGGCGGAAGUGAGAGGCAGGAGGAUAUGCUGCGUGUCCUGUCCCAGAGGGCCAUGCAGCAGGUGGGCGCACUGCGGCGCCUGCUACUGGGCCCAGCGCUGAGCGCCACCCUCCCCGCAGGGGUGCGGUGCACAGGGGGAGCAGCCCUCUGCCCCCGCUGGGUGAGCACCUCGGUGGCUGCGAGGGCCGUUGAGCCACGCAAGCCCAGCGCAGAAGAGGAGACUCAGCUCGCCCCUCCCCAGAGCCAGGCUGGCACCGACCCGCAGUACGCAGCGGACCCAGGGCAGGCACAUGGGGCAGCCCUAGAGAACCCCCCAGAGGCCGACCCGCUACAGGACAAAUCCAUCGGCCUCUUCCAAAGGUUCAAAAAGACCUUUAAACAGUAUGGCAAAGUCAUGAUCCCAGUGCAUCUCGUGACCUCCUCCGUGUGGUUCGGCACGUUUUAUUACAGUGCCAUGAAGGGGGUGAAUGUGGUCCCUUUCCUGGAGUUUAUAGGCUUACCUGAAAGCUUAGUUGGCCUACUGAAAGAUUCUCAGAGUGGCUACGCCCUCACUGCCUAUGCCAUGUACAAGAUUGCAACACCGGCCAGGUACACUGUGACCUUGGGUGGAACAUCUUUCACAGUGAAGUACCUCCGCAAGCAUGGCUACUUAUCUACUCCGCCCCCAGUGAAGGAGUACUUUCAGGACAAAAUGGAGGAGACCAGGGAGCGCCUGACAGAAAAGAUGGAAGAGACAAAAGAAAGGUUUUCGGAAAAGAUGGAGGAGACGAGAGAGCUUCUCUCAGGCAGGAUGGAGGAGACCAAAGAACGCCUCUCUGAGAGAAUGGAAGAAACAAAGGACAAGAUCACUGAAAAACUGCAGGAAACCAAAGACAAAGUGUCUUUCCGAAAAAAAGCAGAGUAGAUUUAGUUUACAACAACACACUUAACUCACUGUAAUUGCAUUUCAGAUUAUUGCACAGCCUGUCUCAUUGAAUUGUAUGUGCCUAGUCCCGUUCUAAUCCCACUGAGUUUACUUCCUCCUGUUAUAUGCAUACUCUGGUUUACUGCGUAAUGCCACAGAAAUCCUGAGCACAUGCAAUUAUCCAGAGCCUGCCAUAGUGAAAAAAACUCAAAAGGUUUCUAUUACAGUUUGGGGGCAGAAGGAUAAUGCACAGUAAUCUGUCCAAGAGGUGAUGUAAUAUUGUUCCAUUUCAAAAUAGUCUUUUUGGUGUUUCAUGUAUCUUAGUCAUAUCACUUUGUUCUGAAAUUCCGCAGCAAAAAAGCUGAAAGGUGAUAAUAACAUCAUAUGACUGCUGGUUGUUCAUGUAUUUUUACCCACACUGCUACACUUCACAAUUCAUAAGGGAGUUCUUAUGAUGGUCCUUGAAAGCACUUAGCUGUGGGCAAUAAAUGCUAGUCGAAUACCAGCGUUAAAAUCAAUCUCUGCUUAGACCACUGAGGCCUAUUUUUAAGGCUAGAGCUGCCAUCUUUCUUCAAUGUUUAAAGACAGAGUUGUUUUAAAAUUGUAUUUUCUCUGAAGUAUUUAUAUGGCCUUCUUCGAAGCUAAUAUAUUUUUGCUUUGUUUGAGAAUCAUAGUAUGCCUAAUUCAUUCUGUAACAAAAUGUGUCCAUGAUGGUGUACUUAAUUUGCAUUUGGAUGCAAAUUGAUAAUUGCACUGAACAGCUGUGAUUGGGUUUCAAGGCCAUGAUUGUAAUAAUUGUACAAAAUGGCAAGAUGUUUAGGGGAAUUCCCACCUGAACUUGAAAAAUGGAUGUUGUUUCUUACCUUAAGAGCAGUUGAUGUGAUGUCUUUUAUGGGAAAAAUCCAGUGACUUGAGGAUAAUAUUUUAGUUUCCUGCAUCACAAGGAGACCCUCUCAGACUCGUUACUGUAGUAAAUGGAGAUGGUACCCUUCUUUGGAAGUAUCCAUCUGGUAAAAUUCUUGGGGCUGACAGUUUAGGUGGAAUUCCCCUAUAAUGUUUAGAGACUUAAAUAGAAAAAGCACAUUUGGGUAGCUGAACCACCUCUUCUGAAGGAUGGUCCCAUAGGCAUAUUCAGUCAACUAGGUGUGCCUGUGGGAUGGGUAUGUCAGAUUAUAAACGUGUUAUGAAUCUCACCGUUUGUGGUUUACACCUGCAGCCAAGAGGUGAAACUCUCCGUCCUUAAUGCUACGCGGUCAAGCAAUAGAGUAUUAUCUACUCAAAAUGUACUGAUUUUGAAUAGUGUGCUGUAAGACCUACAAACAUAAAUAUAGCCUAAUGCAUGACUGAUUUUGAAUGAUGAAACUUGGAAUAAUUUAUGAUUGAUUAUAGAAGUCUAGCAUGGUAGAGUUGGCUGAAAAGUACCAACCGCAGUGCCUCAUGGGGUAAUAUAAGAACUAAGGUCCCAUCUGACUCUGGUUCAGAGUUGUGCAGCAAUGCUAUUAAAACAUGGUACAACUAUUAGAGACCGAAAUCCAUCAAACCAAUUAACUUAAUGCAGUUCUUGCCUUUGAUUAGCGGAGCGGGGUAAAUGCAGGUGAAUGCUUCUGAUACAUGUUUCAACAAUUUGAUACUAGAAAGGGAAACUUGCAGCCCCUUUGACAUAGCGUUCAGUUCAUAGGUGUAGAAUAUCACGGGUUUUGACUAAAAUUUGUCCUAUCAGCAAGGGAGAUUAUCUUAGGAGAUACAGGGGGACCGCCAAGUCCUCCUUUGUGCCCAAGAGUUGAGGUGUAUCUAUUUUGACUUAACAGUGCCAAACGUGCUGUGUUAGAUAUACUGGGAGGUUCCACCAGUCCUGGCUUUUCUCCAUUACAUUUCACCUGGAAAAACAAUAUUAGUUUGGCACAUCACAUUUGUCUCAGGUUUCUGUAAAAUUGCCAUAUAACAAUAUGUAUACAGUAGAAUGUGAUCAAACUGCAAAUGGUCCCAAGAUUCAACCAGGGAAAUAAAAGAA